AUGGCGCAAUCUCGCGGUAUUAUUGAUGCAAUUCAAAGUUUAGUGGACACAAUAGCAAAGUCAUUUAAUGAUUUGCAACAAGACGCAGUCUUAGUUAGUGUAGAAUUAUUUUGCAAAUUCAGAAAUGCCAAAGAUGAAAAGACUGUUGAAGAAACAAAAUCAUUCAACAUAAAAAGCAGUGAAAUUUCACCUGCAACAUCUCUUGCUGACUGGUAUACGGACAAUGUAUAUGAGAAAUUGUUGAAAAAAGUUGAAGACUUCAAUCAAAAAGAUUCUGGAUGGAGUUUGAUUGAAAUAAAUAACUUGGCCAUCACGAUGUCAAGAUAUGCACCUCUUCAAGCUGGUGAUUCAACGUUUGUCAUGCUGCCUAAGGAUAUCUGGGACAAAAAAGCUUGUGUCAAUGCAGCGUUACAUCAGCCCGUUCCAAACCCUCAGAAAACUUCAGAAUACAAACAUUUCAGCUCAAUUCUUAAGUAUGAAGGUAUUAAAUUUCCUAUAUCUAUUAAAGAUAUUCCUAAAUUUGGAAAAUUGAAUAAUUUAUCCAUAAAUUUUUAUGGUAUUGAGUCUGAAUAUACCGGUAAAAAAACUGAAAAAAGUGAAAUUAUUCCUUUAUGUUUGAAUCAUUUUAGAUAUGAAAAACCUUUUGAACAUCAUAAAGCAGACUGUUUUAAAGUUAAUAAAGUUCGAAUGCAAUUUCUAGAUGAAAAUGAUAAAAUUUUAAAAUUUAAAAAUCAUAAAUGUAAAGACACUGUCCCGUUUGUUGUAUACGCGGACCUGGAAUGUACACUUGAAUCACAAGAUGAUGAUGAUAAAACACAAAAGCACGUCCCACACAGUAUAUCUUUCUAUUAUCAUUGUAGUUAUGAUAAUAAAUUAUCCAAAUUUGAAUUAAAUCGAUCACCAGCAUAUAUUGAGUGGUUCUCGAAAAAACUCAAAGACUUAGCUAUUGAAUUUGAAGAAUAUUUAAAACAUCCCAUAGCUAUGAAGCCACUAACGAAACAACAGCAAGCAAAUCAUAAUCAGGCAAUUCCUUGUCAUAUUUGUGAAAGAUCAUUUUCUUCAAAUAAAGAUAAAUGUUAUGAUCAUUGUCACUUUACGGGUAAUUAUCGCGGUCAAGCACAUAUAUCUUGUAAUGUCAACUGUCCUAAAUCUCAUGUUAUUCCCAUAGUUUUUCAUAAUUUAUCUGGCUAUGAUUCUCACUUUUUAAUUAAAUCUUUGGCUACAACUUUUGAAGGUGAUAUGACAUUAUUGCCAAUUAAUAAAGAAAGAUAUAUAUCAUUCACAAAGUCUAUUGCAAAUAUUUCAGUUUCUUUGCGUUUCAUAGACUCAUUCCGAUUUAUGGAAUCAAGUCUUGAUAAAUUAGCUUCAUAUCUUGGUGAUGAUGAGAAACAAAUAACAAAACUUAACUAUCCUGAUCAAGAACAAUUUAAAUUAGUUACCCGUAAGGGUGUAUUUUCAUAUGAGUAUGUUGACAAUGUAGAUAAACUUGAUGACAAAAAGUUGCCUGAUAAAGACAAAUUUUUUUCUAAAUUAACUGAUAAUGAUUAA
This is a messenger RNA of Microplitis demolitor, 1548 nucleotides long. RefSeq lists its product as uncharacterized. The coding region runs from base 1 to 1548 and encodes 515 amino acids. NCBI's taxonomy places the organism in Eukaryota, Metazoa, Arthropoda, Insecta, Hymenoptera, Braconidae. The record is from RefSeq and is a predicted model, not a curated record. The transcript is spliced from 4 exons.